GCAUCUGCAUUGACCCUCCCAGCGCCAGAUAGACCUUGCUCUUUGGCGUGGGCGUUGUUGCGGCCUAAAUCAUGUCAGCAUUAACAUUUAGUUGGGGGCGGGGAUUGGUGUGACUAUAAAAGGAUAGGUGAAGGACUCUUGAUGGAACUAUUGGUAUCUUUAUUUUUUUAAUAUAAAUUUCAAGAAAGUAAUUGGGCUUAUUAAAUCUUUUGUGAUUUGGGCAGUAUAGCAUGUAGCAAUCAUAGAGGUGCUCUUGUAUUGCCUGUAUUUUGACCUUAUCAAAGGUCAUAGCCCACAACCAGUUAGUAUCCUAGUUGUGGGCUAUGUAGUUGUACAAGACAUUACAACUGGGGAAAGAGUACGUGGGAUCGUUGUAUUUCUGAAACUAUACUAAUUUGCAAUUAUGUCAGUAAGUAAUUUUUUAAAAGUUAAGACAUGCAGGACUGGAAACGCAAGUUAUAACAAGCUGCUGGCAGAUCUGUUGAGAGUUUGGUUGCAAUGCUGCCCAACUGAGAGCUUCCCAGACAUUCUUUUGAAUCUCAAAAGAAAUGCUUGUUGGACUUCUGCCAAGAUGGAGGCAUAGGUGCAUGUGCCGUGCCUUCUCACACAACCAAGUUUAGAGACAACUAAAUAUUAGCAACAGAAAACACAGCCAGAACACGGAAAAUUGAACUUUUCGGAAGUCCGUUAACAAAAAAUUCUUCAGCCUGACCGGUAAGGGGCGAAACCAGCGGCUGGUGAGGGGUUGCACAGGAGGACUCGGUCAGACGGACUCAGGCGCGCGGAAUCUAGACGCGCGGAAUCCAGGCGCAGGGUUGGACCUAGUGAGCGACCAAGCGAGCCACGAGGCGAGUGACCACGGAGGAGACAGCGGGGAAGCGCUGCUGCGUGUUGACUGUGGUCGCCCAUUUGUGCGCGAGCGGACAGGCCAGGGAGUGGGCGGUUGGACUGGGACCCGGCGGUCCCCAAGGCAAGCGGCAGUGGAGGGCGCCGCCAUUUCCCCGCUCUGACCACACCCCACAUACAGCAUCACAACCCAGCGACCUGGGAGUCCAAGGCACGGCUUCUCACACUUAAAGGGCCAGAACAGACCAAAAAUGUCGCAAGAUCUCAAAGCCCCAGAGCCCAUACCUCUAAGUGAUGAAGAAAUAGCAAAACUCUCAGACGCACAGUUUAAAACACUGGUCAUCAGGAUCCUCACAAAACUGGUUGAUUAUAGCCACAAAUUAGACAAAUAUAUGAAGGCGAAACUAAUUGAAAUUAAUGGAAUUGCACAGGACACCAAUAGCAAUGAAAAGGAAACUGGGACUCAAAUCAAUGGAGUGGACCAGAAGAAAGCAAAUAAUGGCCAAACAGAAAAGAGUCAAGAAGCAAGAAUUCAAAGAAAUGAGGAGAGUCUUAGGAACCUCCAGGACAUCUUUAAAUGCUCCAACAUCCGGAUUAUAGGGGUACCAGAAGGGGGAAAGGCACAGCCACCAGUGGAAAACUUAUUUGAACAAAUAAUAAAGGAGAACUUCCCCAAUCUGGCAAAGGAAAUAGACUUCCAAGAAAUCCAGGAAGCUCAGAGAGUCCCAAAGAAGUUGGACCCAAGAAGGAACACACCAAGGCACAUCAUAAUUACAUUAGCCAAAAUUAAAAUGAAGGAGAGAAUCCUGGAAGCAGCAAGAGCUAAGGGGACAGUCACCUACAAAGGAGUCCCCAUCAGACUGUCAGCGGAUUUCUCAAAAGAGACCUUACAGGCAAGAAGGGGCUGCAAAGAGGUAUUCCAAGUCAUGAAAUCCAAAGACCUACAACCAAGAUUGCUCUAUCCAGCAAAGCUUUCAUUUAGAAUGGAAGGACAGAUAAAGUGCUUCUCAGAUAAGAUCAAAUUCAAGGAGUUCAUCAUCACCAAGCCCUUAUUAUAUGAAAUGUUAAAGGGACUUAUCUAAGAAAAAGAAGUUAAACGUGAACAGUGAAAGGACAACAAACUCACAGUUAUUAACAACCACACCUAAAACAAAAGCAAACUAAAAGGACAGCUAGAUCAGGAGUGGAAACAUAGAAAUGAAGAUCUCAAGGAGGGUUAGCAAGAGGGGAGUGGGAGGAGGAGAAGGGGGGAGAAGGUACAGAAAAUAAGUAGCAUAGAAAGUAGAUAGAAAAUAGAUGGGGGGGGGCAAGAA
This is a messenger RNA of Artibeus jamaicensis (Jamaican fruit-eating bat), 2159 nucleotides long. RefSeq names its product LIM zinc finger domain containing 2 (gene LIMS2). The record is from RefSeq and is a predicted model, not a curated record. Gene Ontology annotation, molecular function: single-stranded RNA binding. The coding region runs from base 1098 to 1928 and encodes 276 amino acids. The transcript is spliced from 2 exons. Gene Ontology annotation, biological process: positive regulation of integrin-mediated signaling pathway; retrotransposition; cell-cell adhesion. Lineage: Eukaryota; Metazoa; Chordata; Mammalia; Chiroptera; Phyllostomidae. Gene Ontology annotation, cellular component: cytoplasm; cell-cell junction; ribonucleoprotein complex.